This is a messenger RNA of Phodopus roborovskii (desert hamster), 471 nucleotides long. Its product is annotated as coiled-coil domain-containing protein 6-like. Bases 1 to 471 code for a protein of 156 amino acids. The transcript is spliced from 4 exons. NCBI's taxonomy places the organism in Eukaryota, Metazoa, Chordata, Mammalia, Rodentia, Cricetidae. The record is from RefSeq and is a predicted model, not a curated record.
AUGUUAAGCCGCCCACUCCAGCCAUCCCAGGACGCGGUGAGCAGGGGGCGCGGACUGGUGGAGCGCAAGAGGGAAAGCGGGGGAUGGGGUCAGCCUGGUGCCCUCUGCGCCUCCUGUUCCUCCACCCACGGCAUGAGGGCGGUGCCCCGGCGCGCUGAUGUAACGCAGCGGAGCCGCUGCCGCGCGCCGCCUCCCGCCCUCCGCCGCCUGGCGCUGGGGCCGCCGCCGCCGCCGCCGCCGCCGCUGCUGCCGCUUUACGUAAGGCGCAGGCCAGGGCCGCCCGGCGCUCGGCAGCCGCCUGCAGCCCUCGGAGCGCAAGGAGAGGCUCCCGCCCGGCAGCCUUGGCAGGUUCUGCCAGAGACUGACAUUUGGACUCAAUAUGAAAUGAAAGUUGAAAAUUGCAUCUCCGUGUGUGUUGCUAUCAUGGUGUUGAUUCACUGGUCAUGCCUGAAGAGGGAAAUUGUGUUGUAG